UGCUCUCUAGUGUGAAUAGAAACAAAAACAAAAGAACAAAAGAUCAGAGAAUAUAUGUCAGUUGAGUUCAUGUUUUGUCACAAGGCGAAUAGGCGUGGAAGAUCAUAUGUGGCUCCAGAAAGGCUACCCCAAUCUCCUCCACCAUUGUUGCAGGCUCAAGAAAGCCCUUGGGCUGAUUUGCCUUCAGAGUUGCUUCUCAACAUUAUCUGGAGAGUGGAAGCUACUGAGACCACAUGGCCAGGCCGCAGAGAUGUUGUAAGUUGUGCAGCUGUUUGCAGAUCAUGGAGACAAACCACAAAAUGGGUUGUAAGGACUCCUCUCCAAUCUGGGUUGCUCACCUUCCCCUGCUCCCUCAAGCUGCCUGGGCCAAGAGAUUCACCUAUUCAAUGCUUUAUCAAAAGAGAAAGGUCUACAUCAACAUUCAGAUUGUAUCUUGGCCUUACUCCUGUGGAAGCUGGAAAAUUGCUAAUGACAGCAAAGAAGAACAGAAGGCCUAUGUCCACAGAUUUCUUGAUAUCCUUGUCCAAGGAUGAUUUUUCCCAAUCCAGUGAUAAUUAUGUGGGGAAGCUAAGAUCUAAUUUCCUUGGGACAAAGCUCAGUAUUCAUGACUCCCAACCUUCUUGUAACACUGCAAUCCAAAUGAAUAAUUGGUCAUAUAAAAGAUUCAUGUUGAAGAAAGUGGCGGCGAAUCCCCAAACUAGCAAUUAUAGGGUGGCAACUAUAUCUUAUGAAAUCAAUCUUCUUCGUACUCGAGGACCUAGAAGAAUGCAAUGCGCCAUGCACACGAUCCCCUUCUCUGCAAUGCAGGAAGAGGGAUCUGUUUAUACUCCAACAUCCUUUCAGAACUACAAGUUCACUUCACCGCUUUCAAUUGAAAAACCCCAGGGUUCAAAUCCACUGAUCUUGAGGAAUAAGUCUCCUAGAUGGCAUGAACAAUUGCAAUGUUGGUGCCUGAACUUCAAAGGGCGAGUUACAGUGGCAUCUGUCAAGAACUUUCAGCUCAUGGCAGCUGUUGAUGCAUCCCAGAAUGUUGUGCCAGUUGCAGAACAAGAAAAAGUAAUCCUACAAUUCGGAAAGAUUGGGAAAGACAUUUUCACUAUGGAUUACUGUUAUCCUCUUUCUGCCUUCCAGGCCUUCGCGAUUUGUCUGAGUAGCUUUGACACAAAACCAGCAUGCGAGUAGCCAUGUUUUAUAUUCGCUUUUCCUUAUCAAAAAUCAGCUGUAUAUAUUUCUAGG
Messenger RNA from Ipomoea nil (Japanese morning glory), 1236 nucleotides. Its product is annotated as tubby-like F-box protein 6. The record is from RefSeq and is a predicted model, not a curated record. Lineage: Eukaryota; Viridiplantae; Streptophyta; Magnoliopsida; Solanales; Convolvulaceae. The coding region runs from base 55 to 1182 and encodes 375 amino acids. The transcript is spliced from 4 exons. Gene Ontology annotation, molecular function: protein binding.